Messenger RNA from Rana temporaria (common frog), 1681 nucleotides. RefSeq names its product gastrula zinc finger protein XlCGF57.1-like. Gene Ontology annotation, molecular function: RNA polymerase II transcription regulatory region sequence-specific DNA binding; DNA-binding transcription factor activity, RNA polymerase II-specific. Gene Ontology annotation, cellular component: nucleus. Gene Ontology annotation, biological process: regulation of transcription by RNA polymerase II. The transcript has 7 exons. The record is from RefSeq and is a predicted model, not a curated record. Lineage: Eukaryota; Metazoa; Chordata; Amphibia; Anura; Ranidae. Bases 133 to 1389 code for a protein of 418 amino acids.
GCGGCCAUAUUUUUGUGGUCAAAAAUAAGAACUACUCCCAGAAUCCCUUGCUUUAGCCACUCUACUUCCCAUUUUGUGACAAAUCUGCAGGAGCUGAGCUUCUGGACUGAGAUUCUCCGGAAAAGAGACUCCAUGAUGGAGAAGGAUGGAAGCCACAUGACCGAGAGGAUAUUAAACCUCACCCUGGAGAUCAUCUACCUGCUGACUGGAGAGGACUACACUGUAGUGAAGAAGUCAUCUGGAGAACAUUUCACUCUGAACCAUCAUUCCCGUGGCAUAAGCAGGAAGUUAAGGAUGAACAACAAAAAGAUCAUAGAAGUCACCAGCAACAUCAUUGAACUGCUGAUGAAAGAGGACUGGAAUCAUGUAGAGGGGCACAAGGAUUUGUACAAGGACAUCAAGAAGGAGAAUCAUCCGACCUUCACAUCAACGGAUGGUUCCAGUGACAGUAACCCACCAGAGAGAUGUCCCCGUCCUCUGUAUUCCUGGGAUUCCACACAGGAACAUCACGCCGUCCCUCGCCAAGAUCAGGGUGAAAACCUGGUUGGUAUCAAGGUGGAAAUUAUAGAGGGUGAAGAUUUGUAUUUGAGGGGCGAACAGCCAUGUUUGGAGGAGGACAUGCCAACAUUUAUUACCCCAGAUGGGCAAUACAGCCAGAUGGCCCCAGAAGAUGUGGACACGGUGCAACCUACUCAAGGAGACAACUCUGGCAUUCCAAGUUUGUUUCAUAUCGUUUCAGGCACAGGAGCAAGGCCAAGCGAGAAAAUCUACCCGUGCUCCGAAUGUGGCAAAUGCUUCACCCACAUGUCCAACCGAAUCCGACACAUGAAGAUCCACAAGGGGCUGAAGCCUUUCCCCUGCUCCGAGUGCGGGAAGUGUUUCACCCGCAAGACGCACCUCAUCGGGCACCAGAAAGUUCACACGGCGAAGAAAGCCUUCUGUCCACAGGGCGUGGACACCGUGCAACCUUCUCAAGGAGACAAACCUGCGAUCCCGAGUUCAAAACGCGUCGCCGCGCGCACGCGGGCGAGGCCGAACAACGACAAAAUCUACCCGUGCUCCGAAUGCGGCAAAGGCUUCACCCACAUGUCCAACCGGAUCCGGCACAUGAAGAUCCACAAGGGGCUGAAGCCUUUCGGCUGCUCCGAGUGCGGGAAGUGCUUCACCCGCAAGUCGCACCUCGCCGGCCACCAGAGAAUUCACACGGGGGAGAAGCCCUUCUCCUGCUCGCUGUGCGGGAAGCUCUUCAAGCACAAGUCGCACCUGGUCAUACACCACCGAACCCACACGGGGGAGAAACCUUUCGCCUGCCCGGACUGCGGCAAGUGUUUCGGGCAGCAAGCCAACCUUAUCGGGCAUCAGAAAAUUCACACCGGCGGGAAGACCUGAUCGAUUUCUGAGGGAGCUUAAAGGAUCGAGUCCACGUUAGGGGCGUGUCUACUCUGCCCAUAGGGAACUCAAGGACUCAUUAAAUGAUAAUGGUGCCAAUUCCUGCAGGGGGCAGGUGUUCAUGCCAUCACUCACUGUAACAAACGCCUCCUUCCAGUUUUCCUUUUCCCUUAUGGAAUCCGCCUUCAUUCCUAAGCAUUCCUCAAUAUUUAACUGAUCGUCAUUAACCACUUAAGCCCCGGACCAUUUUGUUGCUAAAUGCCCAGGCCAGGUUUUGCGAUUCUGCACUGCG